AUUAUUACAUAGUCAAUGAUUCAAAUAUUUGACAUUUUACACGUGUCGAUACAAACUAAUGUAUAUAUGUUACUAAUUAUUGAAAAGACAAAUGUUCUAUAAAUUAAAAAUAUAUUAAAACAAAACUGAUGCUUGAGAAAAAUGUUUGAGAGUGAUGAUUGGGAUCUUGAUCAGGAUUUCUUGAAUGACGUAGAUGAGGAAGUAAAUAAUUAUUAUUCUCAAAAGGAUAACCAAGAAAGUGAACCUAAAAAACGUAAAAUAGAUAUAAAUGAUGAUUCAAUUUUUUCAUUUGACCAUGAUGUAUCAUGGAAAAAAAGUACCACAAAUAAAAGUACAGAGAAAUGUGAUGAAAAUAAAGACUCAAGAAAGAAUUUAAUUCUUGAAAUAUUUAAUAAGAAUGAAUUUAAAAAUGCGUUCAGUGAUUUGGAAAAUUUAUGUGAUAGUACUUCAUCAAACACCUCUGUGAAUCAAGUACAAAGCUGUAAAAAUAAUCAAUUACCUAGGAAAAAUUUAGUACUUGGAAUACUCAAAAACAAAAAUAUACAGGAUAAAGUGAUAGAAAAUAAUACAAAGAAUUUAGAGUUAAAAAAAGCUGUACCAAAAAUUAAUGAAAAGUUAGAAAAUACAGUAUUCAAUAAUGAAAAAAAAUGUCAAAUCUCUAAGACUACUUCUAAAAUUGAAAAUAGAUCAAGUAAUGAUAAUGCUAAACCACCUUUGUUUGAGAAUUCAAAGAAACAAUUACUGUGUAAUGUGUUAAAGCAGAACCCUAUAGACAAUAUACAAGCCAAAAAUAAUAUUACAAAAAACUAUUUACCUAUAUUUAAACCACAAAUAGAGUCUAAUAAGAAGAUGACAUUAAUCAGAAAAUUUCCUGGUCCAGCUGGGUUAUUACCAGAUGAUAUAGACACUAAUAUAUCAUGUAUUUCAUAUUUAAAUAGUUUGGAAGAAAGUGAGAUGACAACAAAAGAGACUGAUUCAAGUAAUCUAUCUGAAUAUUGUUCUCAAAAUACAAAAAAUCUAUUUACAGAAGGUCCUUGGCAAUUAAUGUUGGGUGAUUUACCAGAUAAUUUUCUGAAAGGUCAUGAUAUUGCUACUACUAAACAAAUAGCAAAUAUGAAUGGUUUCAAUAGUACAAAAGUUAAAUUUUUGGCAGGAAUAAUAGAACAUAUAGACUAUAGUCAUGAUAAUCCCCCUAUUGUUUUGAAAGAUUUCACGGAUAAAAUUCAUGGAAUUGUACAUAAAGAUAUACCACUUAAAUAUCCUGAUUUGUUAGAACCUAAUGUUGUUGUACUAUUACAUGAUGUAGGCCUUUUAAGAACUUCUGGAACUUUUGUUUUGAAUAAAUAUCAAAUUCUAAUUUCACCCUCCAGUUUGUUAGCAAUUUAUACUAGCGAAGGCACAAUAGAACGUACAGAGUACAUGGAAGCAAUUUUUGGAAAUAUUUCAGAUGGUAGAAUGAAGACAGAAGGAAAAGAGAAAGCAAAUUGCAUUUCUGCAACAGCUUUGGAGGCACACCCAUCAAAAGGUGAUAGUCAGUUUAUUGAGAAAAACAAUAGCAAUAAUAAAAAGCCAAUAUAUUUCAGAAAGAAUAUAGAAAGUGUUACUAAAAAAGAUUCAAGUUUCUCUACAAAUUCGAACGAAAUAGACGAAAAUACAGACGAACCAAUGGAUUUUGACACUGAUGUAUCUUUUUCAGUGUCUUUCAAUAAAAUUACAGACACACAAAUUGAAAAGAAUUUUAAUACUUCAAUGUCUAAAAAUUUAGAGCAUGCAAAGGAAGAAAGUAAGAAACAAAAAUCUAAACUGUCACUAACAAAACAAAAGGAUAACAUACAGAAUGAUGAUAUAGAAAGAGCUAAAGAUUUAUUAAGAUCUUUAAAAAGAUCUACUCCAGAUAUAAAUGAGAAAAAAUUCUAUUCUCGUAAUUUCAAAAUUUUACAAACAAAUGCUGAGCAUUCAACAGCAGCAAAUACCUCUCUUAAACGAACUGAGUCUGACAAAUUAAAUGAUAUGUUGUUUGAAAAAAUAGGUAUUGAUAAAUGCACAGAAAGAACUGUUUCUUCAGCUUGUCAUAAAGAAGUGGAACGUUCUUCUCCUUUUAUACGAUCUAAAUUACUGCAGUUUAAAAAUGCUGAUACACUAACACUUCCAGAAAAUUCUGCAUCUACAGCUACAUUAGAUUCACCGAAAAUACCUGAUAAGUUGGCAGAAAAAGAGCUUCUCGGAACUUCAAAAUCUAUGUGUGAUAUAUCUCGCGAUACCGAAAAUGACUCUGACGACGAAAUGUUAUCUCUGUUAGAUAUGGACAUCAUUUUCAGCAAUUACAGUAAUAAAAAUUAAACAUCGUUGACACAAUGUCGUGGACAACUUAACAGUUCGUUGAAAAUCGAAAAGUUUUGGAAGAUUUUAUAUUUACAUAUAUUUACAUUGCGUUACUUACAUGCUAUUGCAGAAAUAAGGUACUUGUAAAUACUACAUACUUCAAUUUUUUGUACAUAAAAGAAUAAAUAUAUUUUUUUACUUUAAACAGAAUAUUGCAAAUGCAGAAAUUCUUCAACAUAAUAAUAUAAAAUAUGUUAAUAAAAUCAUGAGUAUGAAUUUACAUAUUUAAGUAUAUUUCACUAAUACGAAACAGACAAUUAGAAACAAGAUACUAAAAUUAACUAUUGUAUCAUUGUAACAUUAAAUAUUCCAUGCAUUCUUAUCUCAUAGUUCAAGAUUCUUUAUUCAUUAACUUCCAGAUAAACGUUGUUUUACUGACAUAAAUGAUAGCUUUGACCAAGAGAAUUCUCAUUCCUGUUAUCUGCUACUGAAUAUCAUUACAAUCUUCAAUCGUAAAUCGGUCGAUCGGCAAUUAUCAGCAUUAUUUUUAUACCGACUUCGGAAAUCCAUUUACAAAAUUUUUCCAAUUUGUUUAUUGUGAACUAUUGUUAUUGCAAAUGACCUAUUAUUAUUCACCCAUUUUAUUUCAUUAUGUCUGAUAGUUUCUUCACAAACUCGUCGGUGGAAGCGAUAAGAUUGGGCAGUUGUCCAAAUUUUUUACACGACUGAGAGCAACGUAGAUCUUGGUGAAAUUUUUUUUGCCAAGAUCAAUUACUCUAUUUAGCGUAGUCUCUUGUAAUUUAUAUACCGUUACUGUCCAACUUAGAAUUAAGGGUAAUAUUCUUCGCUCAAUUUCUCCAUAACCUUCGUUGUUACUACUGGAGAUAUUGAAAUGUAGCUAUCAGUAUCUUUGAAUCUGCUUGCAAUGGAUUCACCGUCAAAUUAUGUAAGUACUAAUACUCCGACAAUUUUCCCACUUUUAGCUGAUUUCUUCGAAGUGCUGACCAUGUAAAUUCAUUUACGAUUUCCAUUGUGUCGUUUAUCAAACCAUCAGAAAUUGAUAUGUUUCGUCCCAACAUAACUCGUGAUUCCUUGGCUGAUUUUAUUGUAUGCAAUGGUCCUCUAGAAUUACUCCUUCCUCGUGUAUUGCAUUCAAAGCAGCAGCCUGCGAGCGCUAUUUCAGUAAUUUACUCUGCAUGAGGAAAUUGUUCGACGAUUGUGAUUUUCAAUAUAGGCUUCAACUCGUGUUUCCGCCAUAAAAAACAUUAUUCUCCAGAUUCGUUUAAAAGGAUUAAAAAUUGAAAUAAAUAAUAAAUAGAUAAAAAUAAAUGACCACUAAUACACUACUAAUAUAUAAUCGCUAAUAAUAUAUAAUACGCUACCAAUAUAUAAUCUGUUUCUAUUUAUAAUUAUACAACAUCGAUAAUUGUAAUGAUUGUAUCUUAAGUUAGUGACUAGCUUGAUGUACACAUAAUUUCCUUAAUCUGUCCACUAUUAAUACAUUGAGUGCAAUUUGUAUCCGCUCGGAUACAAGCGAUGCUUACUAAUUUGACCAUUAUUAAAACAUGUUCUUGGUGACAUUGUGCUAUAAUAUAUCGCAAUUUAAUGCAAUAAAAUAUAAAUUUGUUGAAAUUUGAAUCAUAUAAAGAUCGAAAUUUAUUAAUAUAGACCUCAAGUAUUGCUAAACUAGAAACAUUUCACGGCAUUUUGCGUCGUCUUCGAAAAGGUUGCAAUAUAUUGAAUAUGUUGUGCUGUAAUUAAGUAGGUGACUUGAACCAUUAUUGCAUAUGUGCCCGAAUAUAAUAUAAAUAAAAAAGAAAUUAUUUUAUACUUUUUAGCGCUUUUAGAAGUGGAUAAUAUGUUUUUUUGCGAAAAAUUUGUUAUUUAAAAAAUACUGUCGGGGAUGUAUUUUGCGAUAUUAGAUUAGAUACUUUUCAAUGGAACUAUCUUAAUAUUUUUUAUUUAAUGCAAAUUACGUUGAAAGAGAGAUAACUAGUGAAAUUUGGAAAUAAUAUAGGCGAUUAAAUAUUUCGAGGACACUUGAAGGUGCAGACUUGCAUCAGCAAUGAUCUUAAUUUCACUGACAUUAGCCUGGAUAUCAGCCCUCGCCGAUCACAAGCGUAGGACUGAUGAUGCAGAAUCUUCAUAAGUGAGAUCUUUAUAAUACAACCCGCAUGUACGCCAAUGGGGAUCUAUUGGAUCAACCUUGAUAUGCCCUGAUUAUCCGAUGGUAGGCAUCUAGGCGUACGAUCGUGUGAUUAUGAAGUGCAAUUUACUCGCAUUAGUUUCGUGAGGCAGAUACCUGCGUUACAAUAAAAUCAUACAGCAUAUGAGCAUGCGGGUGAAAACACGUAAAUGAAAAUUAAUUUGUGAUUACACGAUCCGCUAGUUAAACCAGAAAGUAAUGCAGAUAUCUGAUCUUAUGAUAAGAAAGCAACAAACAUCAUCGACGCGAAGAGUGGAAAUGAUGAUUUCAGAGCUAAUUCCUAUUCAUUGUACUUUGAAUUAUGAUAAUUUACUUUUUCGCUUCCUCUUUUCAUGAUUGAUCUGAAAAUUUCUAAAGAAAUACAAAUUUUUAAUCUUAUAACUGAUCUGAAAAGUGUUUUUCUGUAGGUAGAUUUUCCAAUGAUUCAUAUUCCAUUCCAUCGAUAAAUUUUAUGUUGAACGAAGUUUAAUCUCUAAUCUCGCCCUCAGUAUUGCAAAAAAUUCCAUAUAAUUAUGUACUUACGUAAGAUUUCAAAUAGAAUCAAAAGAAUUUUAAAUUACAGUCAGAGUCUUUUUUGCAGCGUUUUCUAAUUAGAGAGUAAUUUGUAGCUUUCCAGACAUAUACUGAUGAUUUUCAAGAAUGUUUUCAAUGUGGUAAUUUAUGGACCUUAUAUUUGUUCUAAUAAAACAAAUGUCUAAAGUAUGUGCAAAUGUACUUCAUUAUUGAUUUGAGCUCAUUUAAUUCAUUGUUUUGUUGUACCUGCAAAUAUAAAUUGCGCCAUUUAUAAAUUUAAAGAGACAUUCGAUAAGCUUGACUGAUUAAGGUGUAAACGAGACAGUAAUCUUGUAAGGGUAUGCAAUGCAGAUACGCAGAUUCGUCACAAAAUAUUUAUUUUGUUUAGAAAACGUUUAAGAUCGGAGCACUGUCGUCGUGAUCUUCUCUCGAUUGAUUGUGAUUUUUAUAAAUACCUACAUUUGAUUGAUUAAAAGUUUUAUUCUUAUAUUA
This is a messenger RNA of Bombus huntii, 5533 nucleotides long. RefSeq lists its product as uncharacterized. Gene Ontology annotation, biological process: recombinational repair. The coding region runs from base 142 to 2340 and encodes 732 amino acids. The transcript has 2 exons. The record is from RefSeq and is a predicted model, not a curated record. Lineage: Eukaryota; Metazoa; Arthropoda; Insecta; Hymenoptera; Apidae.